Messenger RNA from Diachasma alloeum, 2594 nucleotides. Its product is annotated as ornithine aminotransferase, mitochondrial. Gene Ontology annotation, molecular function: pyridoxal phosphate binding; identical protein binding; L-ornithine transaminase activity. Gene Ontology annotation, cellular component: cytoplasm. The transcript has 4 exons. The record is from RefSeq and is a predicted model, not a curated record. The coding region runs from base 650 to 1927 and encodes 425 amino acids. Lineage: Eukaryota; Metazoa; Arthropoda; Insecta; Hymenoptera; Braconidae.
AAAACGUCAUCCUAUCUGCAUGCAAAUGAUUAUUUUUCGGUAUGCAUUGUAGUAUACAGAAUGAACAUUAGAAUGAAAAAAUUAUUUCCCAAAAUGGAAGAAUUGAUAGAAAGUCCGUGGCAAGAACGAAUGGAAUGCAAAAAAAAAGAAAUAGAAUCAAAUAAUGAUACAGUCCUUUUAUCAAUUCAUCACCAAGACUUGGCUGUUACAAUGAUAUCGUCCGUCAAAAUGCAAUAAACAAAAAAGUAAGAAUAGAUAAGAUCUUGAAUCCAUCAUCAAUUUAAUUGUUUGUAUUCCUAUCGAGACAGGCGCCUCCUACAAUCUUUUCUCCAUUUCUAAAUAUUUCCAGUAACAGGUACGGUGUAUUAUUAUCACAAGAUAAUGUUUUAUUUGUUAGCAAAAGAUGCAAUGAAGAUAUUCGUACAAACAAUUCGUUUUCAAGCAAACAAUUUGAAUGCUGAUAUAAAUGACAUCACAUCAGGGAGACGGUUCAGAGGCCUACCCGGACGCGAGGAAAUCGUUUCUGUGCUCAUCAGGAAAAGUAAAAAAUCAAUUUUGAAUAGAAAAAGACAAUAUUUAACUAUCAAACGUGUGAUUAGUUAUUGGUUUUCGAUUAGAUUUUUGAAAUUAUCAAUUUUUGCAUUCGAAAAUGCAGUUGAUUAUGCGAAUUAGUUCCUCUAGAACUUGUAAUUCCAACUUACUGAGGCGUUCAGUUACCACACACCAGCAAGAUGUGAUGAAGAGAGACGAACAGUAUGGUGGACAUCAUUUCAAACCCCUGCCAGUGGUUUUAGAGAAGGGAGACGGUGUUUAUUUAUGGGAUAUGGAUGGAAAGAGGUAUCUUGACUUUUUGGCUGGUUUUUCGACGAUCAAUCAAGGACACUGUCAUCCCAGAUUGGUGAAAGUUAUGAGAGAACAGUGUGCAAAGCUUCAUCAUACUUCGAGAGCUUUUUUCACUUCAGUGCAUGGGGAAUUGGCCGAGUAUUUAACGAGAUUAUUCGGAUUUGACAGAUUCAUUCCCAUGAAUACAGGUGUUGAGGGUGGAGAUUUAUCAGUAAAAUUGGCGAGACACUGGGGAUACAAAAUCAAGAGAAUACCGGAGAACAAAGCCACUGUACUCUUUGCAGAAAAUAAUUUCUGGGGGAGAUCGCUAGCUGCAAUUUCAGCAUCGACAGAGCCCCUAAAUUACAAAGAUUUCGGACCUCUUGUUCCUAAUUUCGAAAAAAUUCCUUUCGAUGAUCUGGAAACACUGGAACAAAAACUUAAAACCAAUCCGCAUAUUUGUGCAUUUAUGGUGGAACCGAUACAAGGAGAAGCAGGCGUCCGUAUUCCAAUGGAUGGUUAUCUCAAGGGUGUGCGUCACUUGUGUACAAAGUACAAUGUCCUCUGGAUUGCCGAUGAAGUGCAAACAGGUCUCGGUAGAACUGGAUAUCGACUUGCUGUGGAUUACGAAAAUCAGAAGCCAGAUAUUUUAGUUCUUGGGAAAGCUCUGUCUGGUGGGAUGUAUCCAGUUUCGGGAGUCCUUGCCAACAAUGAGAUAAUACUUACUCUCCAACCUGGCACCCAUGGAAGCACCUUCGGCGGCAGUCCUCUAGCUUGCGCAGUAGCCCUGGAAGCAAUUCGAAUCCUGGAAGACGAGAAACUUGCUGAAAAUGCAAAGAGACUCGGCAACAUUGUCAGGACUGAACUCACGACACUUCCAAGGAAUAUAGCAACUGAGUUUCGUGGUCGAGGACUUCUUUGCGGUUUGAUGAUCAACAAGGAUUUCGCAGAAGGUUGGCAGGUUUGCUUGAGACUGCGUGACGCGGGGCUCUUAUCCAGACCAGCUCACGGUCAACUCCUUAGGAUUUCACCACCUCUUACUAUCAAUGAAAGUCAACUCAGAGAGGGACUCGAAAUCAUCAAAAAAACCCUCCUAACUUUUUGAAAAUAUUAAUUCUUGCUUCCCAAUAGAAGUUUUGCAAUUGUUGGAUUUUCAUAUUUUUUCAUUUUAUUUGGAAAUUAUGUAGAAUGGUCUGAAACGUAAAAAUACAAAAAUUGAUUCUAAUGCCCAACCAUACCUUUUCGCAAGUUAAUUUUUAGUAUGAUUAAGCUCUUAAACCCAUUCCAAAUGAUCUGAAAUUUUGUGAGACAGUUGACCAUACCAGUAUUACUAAGGGUAUUAAUUCACACAGUAUUUAUUCUGCGAGAAAUUUCAGCUUGAUUGCUUUAUUAGUAUUUGAGAAGUAGCGAUUCAUUUGUAAAUAAUUUUUCAAAAAUGUGGAAAAUUAUCCGAAUGAUCGCAUCUUUUUUUUCAACAUCCGUCAUGAUAUUAUGUAAUAAGUGCAAUCAACUAAUGUUGACCAAUCCUUGCUAGAAAUAAAAGUUAUGGUCAUAUUUCCGUUUCUGACUUGAAAUCUUUGUCCUUCAACUUUCGAAAGAACGAGAUAUUGACUUGAAAUUUGGCAUAAAGCCAAAUUUUCUUAUGAUUGCAAGGGUUCAUAUAGAGAAUGGGCUCAAUCGUAAAAUUAAAUUUCAAUUUUUUUUGUAACAUUCGUGUCAACAUCUAUACCCAUAAUUGAAAUUUAAAGUUUUUACGGUAUUGUUAUUUGGCG